Neopelma chrysocephalum (saffron-crested tyrant-manakin) is the source of this 972-nucleotide messenger RNA. RefSeq names its product clathrin light chain B (gene CLTB). The transcript is spliced from 6 exons. NCBI's taxonomy places the organism in Eukaryota, Metazoa, Chordata, Aves, Passeriformes, Pipridae. The coding region runs from base 91 to 777 and encodes 228 amino acids. Gene Ontology annotation, biological process: intracellular protein transport; clathrin-dependent endocytosis; clathrin coat assembly. The record is from RefSeq and is a predicted model, not a curated record. Gene Ontology annotation, cellular component: postsynaptic endocytic zone cytoplasmic component; clathrin coat of coated pit; plasma membrane. Gene Ontology annotation, molecular function: structural molecule activity; clathrin heavy chain binding.
CAGUGACAGCGGCGGCUCCGCCCGGGCACAGUCGGGCCCAGCCCAGACGAGCCGCGCAGCCGGAGCGGGAGCGGCGCGGGCGGGCCGGACAUGGCCGACGACUUCGGCUUCUUUUCCUCGUCCGAGGGCGCCGGCGCUGAGGAGGAUCCGGCUGCCGCCUUCUUGGCCCAGCAGGAGAGCGAGAUCGCGGGUAUCGAGAACGACGAGGGCUUCGGGCCGACCGACGGCGAGGCGGCCGCCGCCCCGGGCGGGCAGACGGCCCCGCCGGAACAGGCUGGUUUCCAGAAUGGAGGAGCCACUGUCAAUGGAGAUGUGUUUCAGGAGUCCAAUGGCCCCACGGAUGCCUACGCAGCCAUAGCCAAGGCUGACCGGCUGACCCAGGAACCCGAGAGCAUCCGCAAGUGGAGGGAGGAGCAGAAGAAGCGCCUGGAGGAGCUGGAUGCAGCAUCGAAGGUGACUGAGCAGGAAUGGCGUGAGAAGGCCAAGAAGGACCUGGAGGAGUGGAACCUCCGUCAGAAUGAGCAGAUGGAGAAGAACCGGGCAAACAACAGGAUCGCUGACAAAGCCUUUUACCAGCAGCCGGACGCCGAUGUCAUUGGCUACGUGGCAUCGGAGGAAGCAUUCCUGAAGGAGUCCAAGGAGGAGACCCCGGGCUCUGAGUGGGAGAAGGUGGCCCAGCUGUGUGAUUUCAACCCCAAGAGCAGCAAGCAGAGCAAGGAUGUCUCGCGGAUGCGCUCGGUGCUCAUCUCCCUGAAACAGAUGCCCCUGUCCCGCUAGCUGUGCCUGGCACAGCCGGGAGCACUGCGGGCACGGCCGGGAUCACCGAGUCGGGUGGCUCCAGGGGCCGGCCCAGGACAGGCCUCCCACUGCCUGCUCCCUGGUCUGUACCUCGGCUGUGCUCGAGUCGCUGGUUGUAACUCUCCCCAUGGUUUUCCUUUGCUUAAAAGGUGCAUCGGUCUCUUUUUACACUUA